Molecule: messenger RNA, 1857 nt
Organism: Olea europaea var. sylvestris
Lineage: Eukaryota; Viridiplantae; Streptophyta; Magnoliopsida; Lamiales; Oleaceae
Product: ankyrin repeat-containing protein ITN1-like
Exons: 6
Coding region: 240-1496 (418 amino acids)
Molecular function (GO): protein binding
Source: RefSeq, a predicted model, not a curated record
AUGGUGUCAACUGUCCACAGAACUACAAGACAUGUAGGGACAUCUUCCUACUUUUCGUCACUCCAAUUUACGAGAGUAUCAAAGCUGGUCUUGGAAAUCAACGUGGCAGUUCAUCCGAUGAAGAGAAUCCCCCCAAAAGAGAGACGAACCCUCAAAUAAAACAUGAAGAUGAAGAGUUGGAAGAUGAUGAUUUCUUUCCUCCCAAUUAUGCCACAUGUAUUCAAUUUCUUAAAUUUUCGAUGAAGGUCAUCCUAACCGUCAUAGGAGUUGGAUUUUGGAGUAUACGGAGAAUUCAAGUAAAAAAAGAAAGACAUUCACAUGCAUUACAACUUAUGAAUGAAAUGAUUAAGUCCGAGUCAACUUAUAAGUACCAAAAUAAUGGGCAACUACCUGGAAACCUGGAACACCAGUAUUCAGGAAGACUUCUGCCUCCAUCUACUCCGCCUCUAACCGAUGAUCAGCAAGUUGUCCAACUGAACCUUGAAACCAAUGGUGGGAGAAGUUCGCCAACUGAUCAACUACAAAAUCAGAAUGAGAAACAGAAAGAUGCAAAAGAAAAGGGAUCAGUGAAACUGGAGACUCCAAUACUAGUAGCAGCGAAGAUGGGAAUUCUCGAAAUGGUACAGAAAAUCCUGGACACAUUUCCAGUAGCCAUUCAAGACCUGGAUUCUAGCGGGAAGAAUGUGUUGAUGUUGGCCGCUGAAAAUAGGCAAACCACUGUUUUUAAUUAUUUGGCGGAGAAGAAGCUCCCAGAAUUCGUGUUUCACCAAUUCGAUGAUCAAGGAAACACCAUUCUGCACCUUGCUGCAAUGAUUGGAGAACUCUUACCAUGGGUUAUUCCCGGUGCUGCUCUGCAGAUGCAAUGGGAGAUCAAAUGGUACAAGCAUGUUAAACACUCGGUUCCACCACUAAGCUUUGCUCACAACAACAUUAAGGGAGAGACCCCAAGGCAGAUCUUCACACAGACACAUCGAAAGCUAGUCAAAGAAGGCACUAAAUGGCUUAUCAAAACAUCAGAGUCGUGUUCUGUAAUUGCUGCACUCAUUGCCACUGUUGCAUUCGCUACCUCAGCCACAGUGCCUGGUGGAUUGAAUGAGGAUACCGGGCAUCCAAUUCUGGAAAACAAAACAGCAUUUAGUGUGUUUUCCAUCACAUCCCUAGUUGCUCUCACCCUUUCUGUCACAUCCCUUGUGUUUUUUCUUUCCAUCAUUACUUCGAGAUGUCAGGAACGUGAUUUCAAAUUGACAUUGCCAAGAAAGCUUUUGUUGGGCUUAAGUUCUCUCUUUGCAUCCAUUGUUGCUAUGCUGGUCUCAUUCUGUGCUGGGCAUACAUUUAUCCUCAGAGAAAAAUUGAGUUAUGCAGCUGUUCCAAUAUAUGGUGUUGCUUGCAUACCAGUGGCAUUUUUUGCAGUCGUUCAGCUGCAACUAUAUUAUGAUCUUCUUUGGUCUACAAUCAUAAAGGUGCCACUUCGAAGUUACAAGGCAUUCCAUUAUUAGGUUUCCAGCUAAUUCCAUUGUAUCGCAAAGAUAACUCUGUUAAAUUUUUAUAUAUUGAAGAACUACUUAUUUAGAGGUUCAACUUGGAAUGUAGCAUGUUAUACAAAGAAGUCAUAGUACCAGAAUCAAUAAUUUCAAGAAGCCUACCAAUCUCAAAGAAUAAGUCAUAGAGAUAGAGCAUGAAGAAGGGAAAGAAUGUACACAGCAAUUGUUUACGGGGUUCAGAAAUUGCCUACAUUCUUCAGUUCUUGAGCUCACUUGUACUGAAUCAAGCUUGUUUCAAUCUGAAAUUACAAAAGAAUGCCUUGUCUAUGCUUUAUGUAUAAGAACAGAAAAUGACUGAAAUUUUUAAAUAAACUAA